Darwinula stevensoni is the source of this 2343-nucleotide messenger RNA. Lineage: Eukaryota; Metazoa; Arthropoda; Ostracoda; Podocopida; Darwinulidae. The record is from the annotation of a GenBank genome assembly.
GUAAACAUUGGCGGCGGCAAGGAAAAACCCUUCACUGAGGCACAAAAUGAUUAUCUUCAAGAGUAUUACCGUGAAGCAGACGCCUACCUCAAAGAAAAUGAUUUCAAAAAACUGGUAAAGAGUCUUCAGGAGGAAAAGAAGCCGACUGACAGAAAAGAUGUGGAUCUUCCCCUGAUGCACAAAGCAAUUACUAUUGUUUUUCAACGAGCAAAAGGACUUUGCAGUGAUGCUCCAUCUUUGGUGGUUGCGGAUUAUGACAUCUCUGAAACAUUCAAUCGGAACGAGAUAUUCACAACAGCCAUGAAGAAUAUGAAGGAUGAUGAGAGAAACAAACUUUUCGAAGCGAAACCGCAGAAAGAGAUCAUCGAUAGCUAUUCGGAUAGCUAUUCGGGGAACCUCAGAAAGAAAUCAUCAUGGCUUCUCCCCAUGACAGGAGGGUCCGGAACUGGAAAGACUAUUAUUGUGAAGAAGAUAGCGAAGCGAUUUGCAGAAAGAGAUGAAGUACUAUUAGUGAACCUAGCAGGUGGAGAGCUCACGGAGCGCUUCCAAGGAGAAUUCCAAGGAAAAAGGGAAAAAAUCACGGUGAUGGAUGGAGUUCAUGAGAAGAUUGCGGAGAACCUUCAAGGGAUACGUGAUUUCCUUGAUAAAAACGGAAAGGAUAAGCAUGUUCUGUUUGACGAGGUCCCUCUCACUCUGGGAUUUCAGGGUACCCUUGAUGAGAAGGGGCUCACAGAUCACUGGAAGAAAAUCUCCAAUUUCAAAAGUUUAGUGAAAAGCCUUACACUUGCAUUCCGCCCGAAUGAUGAAACUUAUACGACGGAAAUUGAUCUAAAAAAUGUCAAGAUCGCAGGUGUCGAUUUGAAGAUCUUGCAUGAUGUGAAAAGAAACACAAGGUUUGUGUCCGACUUAUUCCUGGCCCUUGGCAACUACGUGCGGAGGAUUUUUUUAUGCGAAGAACCGAGUCUUCGAGGCAUGAAAUUCCCCGAACGUGUUGAAUGUGAGAAAGUGGAACCCAGUAUAUCACCCAUCCUUUCAUGUUCCACACUUCAUGAUAACUGCCAAAGCAAUUCCUGUUGGGCAGUCAGAUCUUCCCAUGUCUUGCUAUCAAUGGUCGGAAAAAAUGAAGAAGCAAAGGAAGACACUACGAAACAACUGCAGCCAUUAUAUGUUAUUGUUGACACCAAGGAAAGAAGAAACAGGCUGGUGAAUACCAUAAGCAAUGUAUUUGGGCGUGAAGUCGGAUUUGUGGAUUCCCUUGGAAGAUUGUGCGGUUCAUCGUCCAACUCCAUUGUAGUUGUGGCUUCUGAUCAGAUUCUAGGAUGGCAUUCAAUGGAGAAAAUUGUCAUCCUGGAUCUUCUUGAGAGUAAAUGGAAGAACUACCUUCGUAUCAUGUAUUCAUGCCACAAGAACAUCGUCAUUGCCGUUGAUGGUGUUUCACAAAUAGGAAAGUAUUCCGAAUUCUAUAAGAAGAUAUUUAAUGAACCGGAAAUUGAAGAUAACAAAAAGGAGGAGCUGUUGAAGAAACUAGAGAGUGUUGAGAACAUCCAGGGCAUGGGAGAAUUGAAUGAAACAAAAUGGGAUGUUAAUCCCUUAAUUGAGGAGAAUGCGGAUGAACCUCACGACGAACAUGAAAAUGUUCCCCAAAGCAAGUUGACAGUUAAUGUCAUCGAGCUCCCUAAGUCGCAGCAUUAUACUGGCUUUACAAACCCAGAACUACUUAAAUACAUCUGUAAGAAUGAGACCAACAAACAAGUUUCCCUGAAUAUUAAAAGCCUUUAUACAGCUUCUCGCCCAGGUGCGUUUGAGCACGGCCCGAAACCCCAGCGUGUUAAUAUGGACUACAUUUGCCGUGGAAAUCAUCAGGGUAAUCGAUGCAAGAGAGACUUGUGUAUGCGUUACAUUGCUGCCUUCACAUGCUUUCGCUACCUACUGAAAACGAUUGAAGACCCAGUGCCCGUACUGAUGUCAGAUGAAGAUCUAAAGCAGUUCCUAUCUGAAUACAGCAAAAAAGAGGGCAAAAAGUUUCAUUUCAUUCACCCCAAAAAUUUUCGAGGAUGUGAAUCCAGUAGUUCCAUCACUGUUAACGUAGAGGAUUCCUGGCUUCUGGAGAGUUUAUCCAGAGCUCAAACGAAUCUCCACAUCAUUGAUUUCUUACCGAAUCAUCAAGACGUUUGGCGCACCAUGCUUGAAGAGGAAAAGGUGGAACAGGAAGAGGUGACAGAGGAGGACCCCAUUCCAAUUGAAAUCAUUCAAAGGCUGAAUGAGUUUGGAAAAUUCCAUGUUGCUGUAUCAUGUGAGCUCAGCGGUUUACUGCAUUUCCUGAAUAAUCCCGCCUCUGAAUAA